Molecule: messenger RNA, 438 nt
Organism: Pseudocercospora fijiensis CIRAD86
Lineage: Eukaryota; Fungi; Ascomycota; Dothideomycetes; Mycosphaerellales; Mycosphaerellaceae
Exons: 2
Source: RefSeq, a predicted model, not a curated record
AUCCUCACCACCUCCCUCUUCGCCCUCACCGCCAUGGCCCAAUACGCCAUAGAUCCACACACAGUCGCCAACGCCACAAGACAACAAUGGUGCCUCGACCAAUCCACCCAAUGCCCCCUAAUCUGCCUCGACCAAGGCGCCGCCUCGGGCACCACAGAAUCCAACACCUGCGACGCCACCUCCCUCACCUACUCCUGCGUCUGCGACAACGGCCUGUCCCCCAACGUCAGCGAAUACUCCCAAACCCUCCCCUACUACAUCUGCACCGAAUGGGGCUCGCAAUGCGUGUCCAACUGCCGAAACGACAACACCUGCGCCGCGGCCUGCCGACAAGAUCACCCUUGCGGCGCUCUCAAUCCGAAACGCCAGAACACUUCGACGUUGACGCGCACGAUGACGAGCUCGGCGACGGCGGGGGGAGGGGGUGCGGUGACGACG